Penicillium arizonense is the source of this 1236-nucleotide messenger RNA. RefSeq names its product putative endo-1,3(4)-beta-glucanase. The transcript has a single exon. The coding region runs from base 1 to 1236 and encodes 411 amino acids. The record is from RefSeq and is a predicted model, not a curated record. NCBI's taxonomy places the organism in Eukaryota, Fungi, Ascomycota, Eurotiomycetes, Eurotiales, Aspergillaceae.
AUGAGCUCCAACUAUGCUUCGCCACAGGCAGGCUCGUCCCCCAACAACAAUUCCUCUUCGGACUCCUCGCAAGCAUUUGCCGACAAUAACCCCGCUCUGGCAAGAAACAACAAGCUCCUCCUCCGGCCGGAGCUGGUGAAGAGGCCAGAUUUUUUCACACUGUACUUUGGGUUCUUUGGUGAAGCUGCCUGGACACGGGAACUGGGUAGGAUGAUCACAAGUCGAGUGGAGAAUCAGUAUGUCUUGACAGCGCGAUAUCCAACCCAAGAGGAAAUGGAUGCGCAUCUAGAGCAUGGGUCACGGACGCUCUACUACCGACGCAUCGGAUUGCCCGUGAGCGCAUUUGCAGGUACCGCGUACUUCUAUAACAAAGCCCGCAAAUCGCCCGACUUCCCGGCCAACCCUACACCCAAGUCUCUCUUUGAUACGGCGCGCCAUAUGUGGAAAUUCGACAUAAACGACUUCAGAAGGACAGUUCCGUCGACUGCAUUCAAGAUGCUUUUCAUCACUACCGCUGCCGUCAUGGCAUCAGGCGGCUGGGCUGUCUCUUCCGAUGCCGUGUCCACCUUGGGCGAUCCACGCAUGAAGAAAUUCCUCGAAGAUAUGCGAAAAUCUGAUCCCGAGGAAGUACGCAAGCGCAAGAUUCAAGCGGCGAACGAGAGAGUUCGCAGCAUACGCCAGGGCGGCGCGGAUAUCGGCACUCAGAUACGACAGCAGAAUGGACAGGGCGUGUCCUCAGGGGGCGAUGGUUAUUCUGAGGACAACUACGACUCCCCAGAAGCACCGGCUCCUCCCUCUGAUAAUGAUGCAUACAACAGCACCUCGAUGAGCUCCCAGUCUUCAUACGAGCCGCAAGCUGAACCAGAACAGCGCAUCAACACUGGUGCAGUUUGGGCACGGGGCAGAGGCUCCCAACCUGAAUCGGAAUCAGCAUUGGAUUUCAUGGACGAAGACGACGCUAGCCCUACGGCUGUGGAAUACCGCAAUUCCAACAUUGACGGCUCACCGUCCGGUAGCACUUGGGAUCGCAUCAGACGACAGAAUGCGGGAGGACGCUCGCCUCGCCAGCCGCCUGGUAUGACCAACCCCUAUGCUGAGUACUCGGAUCAUAACCGGGAACAAUACGGCUCUGGUCAAACGAGCGAGAAGGACCGAGCACAGGCAGAUUUCGAUCGGAUGAUUGAUGCGGAGCGGAAUGCCGGCAACGGUGGAUCCUCUCGUAACCGAGGCUGGUGA